Molecule: messenger RNA, 765 nt
Organism: Dendrobium catenatum
Lineage: Eukaryota; Viridiplantae; Streptophyta; Magnoliopsida; Asparagales; Orchidaceae
Product: aquaporin TIP3-1-like
Exons: 3
Coding region: 1-765 (254 amino acids)
Biological process (GO): water transport; transmembrane transport
Cellular component (GO): membrane
Molecular function (GO): water channel activity
Source: RefSeq, a predicted model, not a curated record
AUGCCUCGCCGAUAUGCUUUCCGGUGGACCGAGGACGACGUCCACCACGACACCAUGCGUGCCUUCCUCUCCGAGUUCAUCGCCACAGCCAUUUUCGUCUUCGCCGCCGAAGGCUCCCUCCUCUCCAUCGCAAAGCUGAACAAGGACACGUUGAUCAACGGCGGCCUGGUUGUUGAUGCCCUUGCCAACGCACUUGCCUUCGCCGUGGCUGUCUCUGUCACCUCCAAUUUCUCCGGCGGUCACGUGAAUCCUGCCAUCACUCUCGGCGCUCUCGCCGGCGGUCGAAUCUCAGUCUAUCGGGCUAUCUUGUACUGGUUGGCACAGUUACUCGGCUCUAUAUUGGCCGCCGUUCUACUCUGGAUUUCCACCGGAGGAAUGAGACCAUUAGGGCUUGCAGUAGCGGUGGGAGUAGGACGGGCCAAUGCAGUGGUACUCGAGAUGGUGCUGACGUUCGGGCUCGUGUACACGGUCUAUGCAACUGGGCUGGACCCAAAAAGAGGGUCCAUCGGCACGAUCGCGCCACUGCUGAUCGGGUUCAUCGUGGGGGCGAACGUGUUGGUGGGCGGGUCCUUUGACGGGGCGGCGAUGAACCCGGCCCGUGCGUUCGGGCCUGCAUUAGUGGGUUGGAGGUGGCGCCACCACUGGGUUUAUUGGAUUGGCCCGAUGCUGGGUGGGGCCCUCGCCGGUUUGGUUUAUGAGUUUCUGUUAAUUACGACCGAGCCUUCACAUCCACGUCAUCAGCAUAUAGGUCCAGAGGACUACUAG